This is a messenger RNA of Anopheles coluzzii, 754 nucleotides long. RefSeq lists its product as uncharacterized. The transcript has 3 exons. The coding region runs from base 50 to 388 and encodes 112 amino acids. NCBI's taxonomy places the organism in Eukaryota, Metazoa, Arthropoda, Insecta, Diptera, Culicidae. The record is from RefSeq and is a predicted model, not a curated record.
AUAUGAGUCAAUCUGACCGUCGGAUCGGGUUUGUUUGGUGCCGGACAGGAUGGCGGGAAGGGCGAUGAAGAAACUAGCACUUGCGGUGCUGGGAAGUUUGCUAGGGCUGUGCACCGUACUGGUACAGGGCAGUGAGGUUGAUAGUGAAACUGCGCUUACCGCACGAUCGGAUCAGUACUACGAUGAGAUGUGGUAUCGAUUCUGGACCUUUCCUGUGACGAUGGCCAUCAAGGCGAAGGUGGUGGCGUGGCUGUUGUUCAUCACGUACUUUAGCACGAUCAUGCAGGCACUGGUGUAUCAACGAACGGAACCCCAACUGCCGGAAAUAUAUUCCGUGCCGGCCCACGGCGAUUGGGGACAUCCGCCGAUCUUCACAAGUUGGGGCUAAACUCGUCAACGAUUCAGCGAAGCAAGGAUCACCACUAAGACUGAAACGUUCAAGUGUAUUUAUUUAAACAUAAUAAAAUUGUGCCUAUUUCUUUGAACUCUGUUUUCUAUUGCUUAUGAAACUACUUGCUAUUUACUAUGUAAUAAUAUGUGUAACGUGUACUUACUAAUAGUAACGUGUUUACUUAGCACCUUUCCCUUUGAUGCAAAAUAAUUUUCACAUUGCAUUACGCAGUGCGACGGAGGCACGAUGAUGGAAAGUCACCGUGUCACGCAAGAUGAAUUCGUUAGUUUCCUUUGGCUCGUUGAACGUUCAACAACCAUUCGUGAUAGUGAUAGUAGGAUCAAGGAUGUUCUGGGGAUUUAU